Oncorhynchus mykiss (rainbow trout) is the source of this 2190-nucleotide messenger RNA. Its product is annotated as kelch repeat and BTB domain-containing protein 2-like. Gene Ontology annotation, molecular function: protein binding. The record is from RefSeq and is a predicted model, not a curated record. Lineage: Eukaryota; Metazoa; Chordata; Actinopteri; Salmoniformes; Salmonidae.
UACCGCCUUUAACUACUGAAACUGGGGGGGGGGAGAGGGAGGGGGGACGAUUCAUGUGAUGCAACGAUGUCGGAUCUCAAUGAGCGUAGGCCAGUCAACAGGGACUACGCCGUCUCCCUGCUGGAGCAGCUCAAGCUGUUUUACGAACAGAAGUUACUGACUGACGUGGUGCUGCUGGUGGAAGGCAACGAAUUCCCCUGUCACAAGAUGGUCCUGGCCACAUGCAGCUCCUAUUUCAGGGCCAUGUUUAUGAGUGGUCUGUCUGAGAGUAAACAGAGUCAUGUUCACCUGAGGAACGUGAACCCAGCCACCCUGCAGAUGAUCAUCACAUAUGCCUAUACAGGCAACCUGGCUGUUAACGACAACACCGUGGAGCCCCUCUAUGAGACGGCAUGUUUCCUCCAGGUAGAGGACGUGCUACUGCAGUGCAGGGACUACCUGGUGAAGAAGAUCCACGCAGACAACUGUGUCCGGAUGCUGAGCAUCGGGGACCUGUUCUCCUGUGUGGAGCUGAAGCAGAGCGCCAAGCGCAUGGUGGAACACAAGUUCUCCGUGGUCUACCGUCAGGAGGCCUUCCUACAGCUGUCCCACGAGCUGCUGGUCGACGUACUGAGCUCAGACAACCUCAACGUGGAGAAGGAGGAGACGGUGAGAGAGGCGGCCAUGCUGUGGCUGGAGUACAACAUGCAGGCCAGGUCCCAGUACCUCUCCUCGGUGCUCAGUCAGAUCCGCAUCGACGCUCUGUCUGAGGUGACGCAGCGCGCCUGGUUCCAGGGCCUACCUCCUAAUGACAAGUCUGUUGUAGUGCAGGGCCUGUACAAGUCCAUGCCCAAGUUCUUCAAACCCCGCCUGGGGAUGACCAAGGAGGAGAUGCUCAUCUUCAUGGAGGCUACGUCGGAGUCGCCGGCUGACAUGGGUCCGGUCAUGACGGGCCCCAACCACACGGCAGUGUGUUACAGCCCGCAGGCUGAGAAGGUCUACAAACUCAGCAACCCACCCGGCGACCUUCAGAAGGUGGGAACGCUCGUCACCCCCGACAACGAUGUGUUCAUCGCCGGCGGGCAGAUCCCGCUGAAGAACUCGAUCGCCAACCACAGGAAGAGUGGCAGCAAGAUGCAGGCGGUGUUCCGAUCGGUGGACAGCUUCUUCUGGUUCGACGCCCAGCAGAACACCUGGUUGCCCAGGACGCCCAUGACGUGUGCCCGCAUCAAGCCCUCUCUGGUCUACUGCGAGGGUUACAUCUACGCCAUCGGGGGGGACAACGUGGGCGGGGAGCUGAAUAAACGCACCGUAGAACGCUACGACUGUGAGAAAGACGAGUGGGCCAUGACGUCUCCUCUCCCGUGCGCCUGGAACUGGACCACGUCCGUAGCGACACGCGGCUGUGUCUACGUGAUGACCCACGACCUCAUGUACUGCUACUUCCCCCGCGCUGACACCUGGGUAGAGAUGGCCACGAGGAAGACCAGUCGCUGCUUUGCCUCCGCCGCCGCCUUCGGUGACCUCGUCUUCUAUAUCGGCGGGCUCCACGUGGUCAGCAACUCGGGUGUCCGCAUGCCCACCAGCACCAUCGACGGCUCCUCCGUCACCGUGGAGAUCUACGACGUCAGCAAGAACGAGUGGCGCCUGGCCGCCGACGUCCCUGCCAAGCGUUACUCGGACCCGUGCGUGCGGGCUGUGGUCCUCCCGGGUUCUCUCUGCCUCUUCAUGCGCGAGACUCACAUGAACGAGCGCGCCAAGUACGCCAUCUACCAGUACGACCUGGAGCUGGACCGCUGGUUCCUGAGGCAGCCCGUGUCUGAGCGGGUACUGUGGGACCUGGGGAAGGACUUCCACUGCUCCGUGGGGAAGCUGUACCCAUCCUGUCUGGAGGAGUCUCCAUGGAAACCGCCCACCUACCUGUUCUCCCCCGACGGGGCCGAGGAGUUUCAGGUGGACGGGGAGAUGGUGUCUCUCCCUCACAUAUAACUCUUGACCUUUUACCUCUGGCCGUGUUAGAGGGGUGGCCCUGAAGGCUUGUGGAUGGGGGGGGGGGGGGUUGGAGGAGUAGAUUACCACAGUACUGAGGCACUAAGUGUGUUGAUAUCUGGAUCAGAGGCAUCUGACAAUUCCUAGACUUGCUGCAUUUAAAGGCUGUUCUGCUUGACUGGCUGUUGCUGACAGACAAACCGUACUAAACAGUCAGACAUU